Papilio machaon (common yellow swallowtail) is the source of this 2214-nucleotide messenger RNA. RefSeq names its product long-chain fatty acid transport protein 1 (gene Fatp3). The record is from RefSeq and is a predicted model, not a curated record. NCBI's taxonomy places the organism in Eukaryota, Metazoa, Arthropoda, Insecta, Lepidoptera, Papilionidae. The coding region runs from base 152 to 2131 and encodes 659 amino acids. The transcript has 12 exons. Gene Ontology annotation, biological process: triglyceride homeostasis. Gene Ontology annotation, cellular component: endoplasmic reticulum. Gene Ontology annotation, molecular function: long-chain fatty acid transmembrane transporter activity; long-chain fatty acid-CoA ligase activity.
CUGUAUUCAAUUUCAUUCGGUGUUGAUACAUUGAGUGUAACGAAUCUUUGUGUACAAGUUACACGGUCGAAUUAUAAAUGUGUAAUUUGUACACAGCUGAUAAUUAAAAUUUUUUUCAUCGAUAUGCAACUGAAAGAUUAGAAAUACCAGGAUGUCAGGAAAGACAGAAGUGAGAUUUGAAGAAGCAGAGAGCAGAAGGGGUGUUAUUUUGAUAUUAAUCGCUGUAACUAUAACAUUUCUAUCAUGGCUGGCGUACGGGCGCCCGUUCAUUAUGGCCCUCCUGGCAAUGCUUGCAGUAUAUCUAAUGACAGGGAAUAGAUACCAAUGGAUUUAUAUCUGGAGUAAAACGUAUAAAAGGGAUACUAUUGGUCUUCGUGUCCUAUUAGAGACAAUGUUCAGGAUAUGGGUAUGGGAGAAACAAGGAAUCACAGUGGUCACUAGAUGGAGAGAAGUCGCUAAGAUUAAUCCUGAUAAGAAAGCAUUUGUUAUGGAUAACAGAUUUCUGACCUUUCGUGAGGGUGACGAAUUCAGUAAUCGUAUAGCCUGGUACUUUAAGCGACAGGGUUUCAAAGCUGGCGAAGUGAUAGCCCUGUUUAUGGAAACUCAGCCUGAGUAUGUAUUUAUUUGGCUCGGUCUGGCUAAGAUACGUGUGACCAGUGCACUGGUUAACACUAAUCUGAGAGGAAUUCAGUUGAUAUACUGCUUAAAGAUCGCUGGUUGCAAAGCUGUUAUAUUUGGAGACGAAAUGGCUGAUGCAAUAAAAGAAAUCCAACACGAGUUAAGAGACAUACCUUUGUUCCAAUUCAAUUCACCUGAUCGUCCAAAUGCGCCUUUACUCCAAGACACAUCGCCUUUGGCCAGUGAGUUGGCUGAGAUGUCAACAGAGGCUUACAUAGAUGUAGAGGUAGCUAAGCCCAGAGAUACACUGAUGUAUAUAUACACAAGUGGUACUACAGGAUUCCCAAAAGCUGCUAUUAUAACUAACAUCAGAUACCUACUGAUCCCAUUGGGUGUGCAUACAUCAGCUCGUCUAUCAUCAGCCGACGUAAUAUACGACCCUCUGCCAUUGCAUCAUACAGCGGGCGGAGUGCUGGGCGCCGGCCAGGGCCUCGUGCUCGGCUGCACAGUGGUGCUCAGGAAGAAGUUUUCAGCAUCCAAUUAUUGGAGUGAUGCUGCUAAACAUGACUGCACGGUGGCACAAUACAUAGGUGAGAUCUGUCGCUACUUGCUCGCAGUGCCCAAAGGCCCGCACGACCGAUCUCAUAAUGUGAAAGUGAUAGUUGGCAAUGGCCUACGUCCUCAAAUAUGGCAGGAGUUCGUCGACAGGUUCGGUGUGGAACGUGUGUUGGAGUUUUACGGUGCUACUGAAGGGAACAGUAAUCUUGUAAACCUCGAUUCGAAAGUUGGUGCCAUUGGCUUUUUAAGUCGCCUCGUCUCCUCGAUAUAUCCACUGACGCUUGUUAAAUGUGAUGAGAUAACCGGUGAGAUCCUACGUGAUGAGAACGGAAGGUGCAUCACAUGUGGUCCUCAUGAACCAGGAUUGCUUCUUGGUAAAAUUGAUCCGAAGAAAGCGAUCCUAACAUUCUCCGGUUACGCUGAUAAAACUGCAUCAGAAAAAAAGAUGGUGCGUCACGUGAAGGUAGAGAAUGAUUGUUACUUCAACACCGGUGAUAUCCUUGUGAUGGAUCACUAUGGAUACUUCUACUUCAAGGAUCGAACAGGAGAUACCUUCAGAUGGCGAGGUGAAAAUGUAUCCACGGCCGAAGUGGAAGGUGUCAUCAGUAAUUUGGUAGGAUUGAAGGAUGCUGUGGUGUACGGUGUAACUAUACCAAAUGUAGAAGGUAAGGCUGGGAUGGCCGCUAUCGCAGACCCAGAUAAAAAAGUAGACAUUUUAGAUCUUUAUAAAGGUAUAACUAGAUCCUUACCAGUAUAUUCUAGACCUGUGUUCCUUAGAAUACUACCGGAACCUCCUUUGACGGCUACAUUUAAAUUAAAAAAGAAAGAAUUAAUAAAACAAGGGUUUAAUCCCAGUUUACACAAUGAUCCGAUGUAUUUCCUACAAAAGACUGGUUACGUUGUUUUGACGCAAAAUUUAUAUGACGAUAUUGUUAAAGGUAAUAUUAGACUGUGAUUGAAAUUUGUUAUCUAAAACAGUGAUUCUCAACCACACUGUGCCGCGGCACUUUUGUGUGCCGCCAAAUUUCAAAAGUGUGC